Molecule: messenger RNA, 1192 nt
Organism: Quercus lobata
Lineage: Eukaryota; Viridiplantae; Streptophyta; Magnoliopsida; Fagales; Fagaceae
Product: endo-1,3;1,4-beta-D-glucanase-like
Exons: 7
Coding region: 54-773 (239 amino acids)
Molecular function (GO): hydrolase activity
Source: RefSeq, a predicted model, not a curated record
AAGACUCGGGAUAUUGUGUUCUGUGUUGUGUUUGCUGAUCAUAGAAAGAAAGAAUGUCUGGUCCCCAGUGUUGCUCAAACCCACCAACCUUGAACGCAAAUGCAGGAGCUGGCCAUGUUGAACAGCUUGGUGGACUCAGCACCUAUGUCUCUGGCUCUCCCAACUCCAAGCUUGCCAUCCUUCUCAUCUCUGACGUUUAUGGAUAUGAGGCUCCAAACCUGAGGAAGCUUGCAGACAAGGUUGCAGCUGCUGGAUUUUUUGUGGUAGUUCCUGACUUCUUUAAUGGAGAUCCCUAUGUGCCGGAUGAUGCUAAUAGGCCUAUACAAGUUUGGUUGAAGGAUCAUGGAACGGAUAAGGGAUUUGAGGAGGCAAAGCCAGUAAUUGAAGCUGUAAAAAGUAAAGGUGUUUCUGCAGUUGGGGCUGCUGGCUUUUGCUGGGGUGCCAAGGUUGUGGUUGAACUUGCAAAGGCUGAGUUUAUCCAAGCUGGUGUGCUAUGUCAUCCUUCAUUUGUCACUGUAGAUGAUAUCAAGGGGGUUAAGGUUCCUAUUGCGGUACUAGGAGCUGAAAAUGACCAUCUUUCUCCACCCGCGCUCUUGAAACAGUUUGAACAGGCCUUAGCUGCUAAACCUGAGGUGGAUGGCUUUGUUAAGAUAUUUCCAAAAGUUGCACACGGGUGGACAGUCAGGUACAGUGUUGAAGAUGUGGCGGCUGUGAAGUCUGCUGAGGAGGCCCAUCAGAACUUGUUAGAAUGGUUUGCUAAGUAUGUGAAGUGAAAUCGUCAAAUUAGAUACUUCUAUGAUAUGUCUUGGUUCUAUAAUAUUAUGAGUAGCAGUGUGGACCCAGUAAAAUGCUAGUUUUCUCAUAUGGUUGAGACUUGAGAGAACUUGGACUUCAAUCUGUAGUAUGUAAGAAUUUGAAUGAACUUGUUCAUGAAUAAAGGGUGAAAAUAGCAUGCUUUAUCUGAAAGUAUGGCUGUGGUGAGAGCACUGUGUGUGUAUGUGGUUUAUGUGGUUGUCAUUACACCAUGCAUUCUCUGAUGUCCAUGGCAAUAUCGGUGCCUUUGGCUCUUUGAGCUGUCUAUGAGGCGAUAAUGCACUGGAAGUGUUGAGAGUAGCUAGACUUCAAUCUGUAGUAUGUAAGAAUUUGAAUGAACUUGUUUUUGAAUAAAGGGUGAAAAUUGCAUGCUUUAUCU